UAGAAGAUUAAUACAGGCUGCUUUAUAGGCAGUCUAUAGUUUUAUUUAGUUAUUCUUUUAUAAAACUCGGUCAAUUCUAUAUAGAACGGUAAGGUAGUCUAUAAGUCUACAGGCAGUCUGCCCUAUAGACUGUCUUAAUUCAUUUUCACAAGGCACGGCCCUACCUUUAUCACAGACACCGAGGCCGCAUUCUUUGCCACAUUGAGUAACACGCGCUCGCCCAUAAAAACUCAGUUAUAGGAGACGAUUGAGACGCGGGCAAUUAGCAGGGCAAUUUACAGAAAAAAUAAAAAAAAAGUCGAAACAACGCAACCCGUCAUCUGCCGCAGCGCUUCCUUCCCGUGCCCGCGAUCCACCACCAGUGAGGCGCGAGAGACGUGUAACAGCUGCGGAAAAACACGCGCACACACAAAAGGGGGAAAGAAAAGAACGCGUUGUUAAAGCCCCCAAUCACUCGCGAGGCUGCUGAAGAAGGGAAUGCGGGCAGCAGCAGCAAGCAGCGGGCGUGUGACAUUACAAUUGAGUCGCCAAACGGAGCACCUUCGCCUCUCCUUUGUGACGCUGAGUCGACCCCUCGGUCCUUCCAUUUUCCUUUACCCUCUCUUUCUGGCAUUCUGCGUCCGCGGGCUAUUUAAUUUAUUGUGGUUACACGAGGCUCGUUACGCUCGUCCUUCAUCAUUUCGUCGUUUUCUCGCAUUUCUCUUGAAAUGGCAACAUAUCUUCUUCGCUGUGCGUGUGUGUCAUUCUGUCUGUAAAUUUCUUUUUUUUGCUUUCACCUCUCCUCUCCCUCUCGCUUCUUCCGCCUUUCUCGCCGCGCCCUUCAAACGCCCCCGGCGCGGCGGCGACUCCGCGCGCAGCUUCGUCGUGAGGGUGUGAUGAACGGAACACCUGUUGCCGGCACUCCCGCGGUUAGCGCUCCGAACGCUCGCGAACGCACAGACGCACGCACUCACACACGGCAGCAGCGGCGAUGCGAGAGCAAAACAUUCCUCUUUCGGCCAGCGACGCGAGCGCAGCAGGGUUGAAAAGCGCAGCAGCAGCAGCAGCAGCCGGAGCUCGCGGUGCCGUUACGGAUCAUCGCCGGCGCGCUGCCCGAAGCACAGCCGUGGCCGCCGACUGCGACGUCGCUCUCCGUGGAGUCGCGACGUGAGACGUCGACGUAGCCGCCCGUGUGAGAACGCCGGUGUGCCUCCUCCUCUGCGUUUUCUUCGUACGAGGGGUUGGUUGACUCACGGAUAUCUUACGUGAAAGCGCGAGGACGUCGAUGGGGAUUUCCUUCCACUCUUACCGUGUUGUGCGCGCGGCGGUGACCUUCGAGCGAGGCGCCGCGAAGAAGUGCAUCGGAACCUUGUGAGCAGGCAUACUGCGCCGUGGUGAAGCGUGUUUCGCGUGUCUGACUCUUCAGAAUGUCGACUGAAAUUUGCCAACGUCUAUGUAGUACUUCGACUCAUUUCCGUUCUUAGGGGCAGCGACCAAUGGGACAGCGCCGAGACACUGGAAUAACUUACGAAGGAUUCAGCGAUGCGUGAAUCGAGUCGUGCGUACUUAUCUGUGCAGCUUUAAGCACAAUUUCAUGGUCAUAAAGGAAGCCGGCGCGAAUCAUCUGGAAGAAUCGUGCGUUCUCUAUAAAAACGAUAAGCUCGGCAAAUAAAUUCCUUUCCUUAGUCAUCAUAGAUCGGAUCAGUGUAAGAAGGACUGUGACUAGCCGGGAAACCAAGUUUUCUUUUAAUUAUUGGACAGCUUCUGCAGCCGAUUGCUGCGGCAGAUUGCACGCGUUUUCUUCAUAUUCGUGGCACAUGAGUGAACUUGAAACGCGUUUUAACUUUCGCUGACAGCUAGAGUGAAUGUUGCAUUGCCUCUCUGCCUUUUUCGAGAGGAAACCGGAUUAUCAACCACGAAGACUGUGCGUGUGUGUCAUCGUGGGUGGCGAUAAGACAUCGGCUCUUCGGUAUCUGUGAUGUCACCACGAUGCAUGUGCCAAUUUCCCCAGCCUACGUUUUCGGGCCCGUGACCCCCACGAGUGCGCGGUCUUCAAACGCUGUUACACUGGCCGAAAGGGCGGUUCUAGGCUCGUUCCGACGCAUCUUGUCUGGCAAAGAAGACGAAGGCGCAAGUGCGAGCUCGCGUCGGGUGUAGUAGCAUUCGCGUGCCCAAGCUCGCGCUCUUGUGAACGGCUGCGAAGCUUCGAGAACGCUUCUAUUUCCCGUUGCCAAGCGCGACCUGGUUGGGACCUGCGAGCCUGUCCAGAACUGUGACUUUGCUAUCUGCUCUCGCUCGCAUUCGCUUAGCUCUGUGUUUUCCUCGCAAAGUUCCUUCACCUGACAACUGGACAUUGUUUUUCUGGUGCUGCGUCGUCCCGGGAGCAGACGUCGGCGCUGAACUGUUUGUCGUUCUUCGGUCAAGGAUAAAAAAAAAGGGGGCACAAAAGCUCUAAGGCGACGCGUCUCUUGCAAAUGAGACAGCUGGACUUCUCAAGCCGGCAGCGACCAAAUAAAGUAGGAGAAACACUCGGCAGUGGAGCCCACCGGUGUGGUUUUCCUCGCACUUUGCAACGUCAGCGUUUUCCGCUUCUUGGCAAGGACUAAGAUGAAUCCAGUAGCGUUCCAUCGCCAUUAGGCACCCGCACUAUCACUCGGAAGAGCCGUUAAUUUCAAGCCUCGCAUUCCGGUUUGCGGGAACAGUUCCUGCGUGAGAUACCGGUCCACGAUUAACGUAACGACUGUCGUUUACCCGCUUCGAGAAGAAACGUCCUUAAGCUGAGCUGGAAGCUGCGGGAGGGUUCGCCUUGUUCUCAACCUCUGAACACAGCGUCAGUCAACUCUCUACCUUGAGCAUUACGCACAGUCUUCAAGCUGCCCAGAAACGGCCUAGCCAACGGCCUCUCUCGCGGCUCGGUGGAGGCUAAGUUGGCGCUCAGCACGAAGAAACCGGUACAAUGCGAACCGGCCCACGGGUCCGAGGCCGCAACGGCCCGCGGUGGCGCCAAGAAGAUGCACUGCUCGAACGAAGCCGUCGAGGACACCAACAAGGGUAGCGGUGUCUCGCACUCGCCGAAGCACGUCGAGGUGUGUUCGGCACUGCCUCCCCAAGUAGAGGUCAAGAGGACCAGCGACGACGAAGAAGCGUACAAGAGCGAGGAGUUGUCGGACAUCAUCAACUUCCUGAUUGAGACCGAUCCCAGGAGAAGCCGCGAGAGCCGUGGAGUUCUCGACGCAUCGUCCGACGACACCGAGCGAUCUUUCUCACCGCCUGUACCUCCUUGUGCGCAAAAGCCGGACGGCGUUUGCCCUUCGCCACCGAACGUCAAGAGAGCCCGAGAAGACGUCGCCAAUUCUCCGCCGCCGCCGAGCUCCACAGCAAGUGCUGCAACUUCGCCGCUCCGCAUCGUCCUACCGGCGCCCGACAUAUACGGCUUCAACUACCAGCCUGACUACGCCUUCCGCAGUGUUGCGAGCACCCCUAGUCAAGCAAAGAGAACGCUGGCGGAUGCCAAGUGUGACUCCGAAGCCUCAGUGCGCCUAGUGGGGACAACGCAGGACGCAGAAAUGAGCAAACCGGGUGGCUCCGAUGAAACCGGUGACAUUCCGGUGAACGGGAGCGACUCGCGUUGUGUUGAGGCCGACGAUAAGUGCCAAGUGCCAAGCGCGACCGAAGCUGAAAUUCAUGAAAAGACAACCGUUGCCUCGUCUCCCGUAAAAAACGACGUCGCCGAAAAGGACGAUAUCGAUAACAAAGGGUGCGCCCAACGUGACAGCUUAAUAGCAAAGCCGGAUGGUGAUAUCUGCCAAGACGACACGGCCGAUAGCCGCUCCAUUCCCGACUCUGCUGUCGCCCUCGGUAGGCCAGUGGCGAGUGUGAAUUGUGAUGACGGGCGCGCCGCCGAUAACGGCGGGGCUGCUCUAGACUUGCUCGCUUAUCCGGACGCAAGGCCGCGUUGUGUGGAGGAAGAUAGUCGCGUCGGCCACAACGGCAGUCCUAACGACGGCGACACCGACCGCGGCAGCUGCGCUCCGGAAGAGCGCGAACUGCGCACUCCGGCUAAGCCGGCAACCUGGCCACCUCCAGACGCUUGUUCCGAAUCGGAUGCGAGCGAAGCGCGACAAGGGGAGCUCGAAGACGUCAAGAAAAGACCACCGGCAUCACUCCCAGCGAGGGCCUGUGACGGCGACGUCAGCGGUGACGUGGUUUCAACAGCUCAAGAGUGUUCUGGCGUGGCGUUGCCCGAUGACCACAAGACGGCAUGCAACAGUGACAGCGACGCCGAGUCUGACAGUACGGAAGCCCUGCAGUGGUCUCCUGGCCGUGCAUCGCGCUCCAAUAGCGCGGAGUACUCGCGAGAGGGGGGCGCUACAACUGUAGACGGCGUCGCCGAUGAGGCGUCCGAAAACGUGGUCGCGUCCGCAGCGGGUCCAAGCAACCGUCCAGUCACCCAAAUCAAGGAAGAGGACACAUCUCCACUGCUGAAUGGCACCGACGAUCUCGAAUGCAGUGAUAAAACCGUGAAGUCUAUCGCUUCAGCAUGCACCCGUAGUCUCGCUCCUUCUGACCGUGGCCUAGACAAUCUCAUCAGCGUCUUCACUACCGUCGAAGAGGGCAAGAUCGUCAGCGUCGACUGCAAGAAGUUCCGCAAGAGGGGCCGCCCUCUGGGAGCCAAGAAGAAGAACGCACUGAAGCGAGCACGAAUGGCUGCCAUGGAGAUGGCAUUGCAGAACGACGACGUCGACUUCACGGUCAAGCAAUUGCUGCAUGACAUGGUCGACAGAAUCGCGAUGACUGGCGGCGAAAUACCGUCCAAGCUGUCCGAGGCCAACUUAAAGGACGUAAUCAGCAGCUUCUGCGAGUCCAACGGCUUCAGUCGCCAAGAUUUUGCCGGUGAAAACGACGAGAUCUGUUUCGGCAGCGUACUCCGCGACGAGCACCCUGACGCGACCGGAGACGCAGCCAAGAGACGACGCCGCGGGAGUUCGGAUCACGGUUCGUCCUCUGAACAGAUUUCGCAAACUCCGAGACCCAGAGGCAGCGGUAAACGUUACAAGAAGAAGCGCGAGACCGUGCCCACUAAGCGGAUGCUCACCAGGAGUCAGUGGCGGCGCUCCUGCUACCAGAAGGAGCAGCAGCAGGACGGAGCCGCCACCGACCAUCCGGACAACGGGCUGCUCGUGCUGCGGGACGGGGCGCAGUCGCUUCCCGACGCCAAGCGUCGGCGCCGGUCCGUUGACCUCGCCUCGGACUUGGACAGCUCCAACACGGAGUCGACCGCGGACGGUCUGAGCUCGGCUUGGGGUGCUUCUCAGGAGAUGGACCUGUCCUUGACUGCCGACGAGGCGGCCUCGUGCGGUGCCGGUGACGAACUUCGAGCUGCUCCCGGUGCCAGUGAUGGCGUGAAAUGUGAUGGUGAUGCGCGCGUGCUAGUCGCGGAAGGUUGUUCCUCCGCACCGGUCAAUUCCAGUAUUUAUUUAUCAUCCUCCGAACCUCCCAAACUUGGCUACAUGGAGCUGAGCGUGACGACGGCGCCCCGCGAACUUAGCCCCCUAGCGAGUGCGCGAUCAGUAGCCGGUGGUGGUGAUCGUGAAAACGCGCCUCGCGAUGUCCAGGAGGCGGACGCCCGCGGUCGAGGUCAUUCGCAUGGACGACAAAAGCAGCAGCCGCCGCCUCAAUAUGGCCUCGUUAGUGAACACGCUAGUGUUGGUGUGGACGACGAGAACGACGAUGACGGUGAGUCGCAAUUGGUGAUCUGUGAUACGGACGAUUCGAGCCACGACGCGCCGCCGUCCGCCGCCUCCGGUGCGCGAGGCGACAGCGCCGCGGACACGGUGCGCGCCACGUUGCACAAGAGUGAGGUGGACGCUCAUUCCAGUGUGCGCGCGUCGCGUCAGCGGCGGUCGCCCCCUCGUCGCCUGCGCGGUGCUUCUCCAGCUGCGAACCCGGCGCGGCAGCGCCUCGGCGGCGGUGGUGGUGCAGUGUGUGAAUCGGAAAAGGCGGCCACCGACGCGGGUGUCGUGUGUCUCGACGACGAAGAGGGAGACAACAUCGGGACACCGGAGGCUAGCGUCGUCGCUGCUGCAGGUGUCACCGUGCAAGGCUCGUCUCGAGAUCUUCUCAGAUCGCCGCCGUCAGCUCUCAGCAGCGUCCGAGGCUCCCCAGCAGCGCCCAGCGCUUCCGACGGACCCGGCGCCAGUGAGAGCGUCCCGACGACCACGUCUCCUCCAAGCGCUGCUCACCGGAGGACGACCCCCUCGUCUGGCCACUAUGCGGUGGGGCCGUCGUCAUCGUUGUUGUACCAGUGGCCAGCGUCGUUGCCCACGUCGCCUUCCAGGGCCGAGUCUCCGGACAUCAUCGUGGUCAAGGAAGAGCCCAACGACCUGUCUGUCUCCGGUCGGAUGGCGAACUUCGUCCCGCCGCUGCCGGGCUUGGAACCGCUCGAUUUGUCACUGAAAGAGCAAUCGUUUCGAGCGAAAGCCGACAUUCCUGUGGGCAAGGUGCAACCACAAAUGGCCACCACUAGUCAGUCCGCAUCAGAGGAGCCACUGGCCAACUCUCCCAUCAACUACUCAGCAUCCUCUCGACACGUCCCGGCACCGCACGCUGAAGAAGACACUCGCUCCAAGGAACGCGAUAGGCGCGGAGCCCACGGCUCUGACAGUAAUUCGAGCAGCGGAUCCCCGGGGGGCGCGGGAACCGCUGGCACCUCUGAGCCGGCCUCGGAUUCUAUUCUGCAGCGUCUGCUGCUCGACCCUAGUCGAAAACCAAAGGAAAGCGAUUCGAGCGCCGCCUCAUCUCCCGUCCAGGUCACUCUUGAGACGCGCAACGCUCGCGGCUCGGCCGAACCGACCAAAGACUCUGCCAAACGAGGACGCGACACCGACAUCGUGAACGAAGCGAAGUCUCUCCUGAACGCUCGCCUCACGGCGAGGCACCAGGAACAGCAGCUGCAACAACAGCAGCAACAGCAGCAGCAUCAGCAACAACAGCCACCGUUGGGAAAGGCGUCCAACAUGGCUUCCGUGCCACCCAUGAGCUUUCCAGAGAACAAGCUGGGCAUGAGUACGCUUGAGUCCAAGAUCGUGGAGCUUAAGAAGCAGAUCCACCAUCUCACCAUCUUGGCCACGUACAAGGAGAAAGAGCUCGCUUGCAUUAGUACCCUGCGAACGGCCAAGGAAGAUGCGCUAAAGCAGCUUGAGAGCAAGUACCCCGGAAUCUGCUCCGUCAUUCGAGCGUUCGGUCCCGACUCCGGCUCUGGCGAAUCCAGUGACAGUCCGGGCUUCACGGACGUCCCGAGCAUAGUGGCCCAGGCGGCCACCGCUACCGCGGACCUCACGUCGCUGGGCGCUGGCUUGGCGUCUGAGACCGAUCCUCCGCUCCAGAAGAAGCCUGCCGUGCAAGCGCAGCAGCAGGCGCAGCAUUCUCCUGCUUUGCCCAUCCCUCUCCUUGCCGGGACACCGGCACCACACCGGCUACGUGCAAACUCUGGGUCCGAGCGCGACUCUCCCGGCCGAGGCCUCAUGUCCUACGACAGAGCCAGCACCGCUGCUGCGGCCCCUCCUCCUACAUCGUCUACGGCGCGCUCCUCUGUGUCACCUCGCGGCGGUGACAACAGGCAGCCGAGGCCCCUGCCAUCGAUAGCGCCUUCCAAGUCAGCCUUCAGCGUCCCAUCGGCGUUGUCGGCGUCGUCAUCCUCCUCUUCUGCUGUUGCCGCUGCCGCUGCGGCUGCUGCGUCGAGCCAGAGGCAGCCCAGGCUGCUGCUUCCCAAAGGACCAAUGCCACCGGCGACUCCAGCUGCCGCUGUUCCGGUCGCUCAAACGUCCACGUCACGAGGGGUGAACAGCGGAACCAUGGCUUCGUCAUCCGCAGCCGCGGCAGGUGUGUCCAACUGGUGGAACGCACCAAACGGCGCACCACUUUCCUUGACCGCCGGACUACCCCACCACCUGCAGCGCGAUGCCCUGCGGGAGUAUGCUUCGUCCUCUUCCACUGCGGCCCUUCUAAAGGCCGCCUCUGUGCCCAGUUCCCUGGCCAAGCAGCACAACAGCGCUGCUGGAAGCACGCCAUCUCUGUCGAGGUCCGAGGCACUGGCUGGCAUGGCCAGUGACCCGUCAGCCCGUACCUCCCAUCACCAGCGACUCGUGGAAGCAGCGGCAGCGAGAACGGAGGACUCCAGGGGUGUGGCAGCUGAGCUGGCCCGUCAGCAGGAGGAGUUCAACCUGGCCCUCAGCUCCAGUGGCUCACUAGCUGGCGUUAACGCGGCGGCAGUGGCGGCGGCUGCCGCGGCUGCCGGUGCGUACCCACUGGGUCGCGCUGGUCUGUCUGCGGCAGCCAGCAUGUACAAUCAGGCCAUGGCGUACAGCCUGUACCAGCAGCUUCGCGUCAACAAGGAAGCCGCGCUAGCGCAGGCCGAGGCGUCCGCGCUCCUUGAGAAGAUGAAGCAGCAGAGUAUGCCUAGUCAGCAGCAACAGCAGCAACAUCAACAGCAGCAACAGCAGCUCUACCAGAAGGCGCUGCUAGAGCAAGCUACCAAAAACAGGCCCACUGCCUGGGAGCACAUCAGUCACCUACUGCAGAAGGAGAAUCCGGUCAGCAUGCAGGCAGGCCUGCCUUCCGAGCUGCUCUCGCUGCAACCAAAGCUAUCGGCGCCCGAGAUGUCCUGGCUCCAAGCAGGGCUGGCCUGCGUCAACUGCGGAGAUCCGCGCGUCAAGUUCGUCUGCAGCUGCUGCAGGACGCAGACCUUCUGCAGCGAGCAGUGCCAGGCAAAACUGUGGAGCAAGUUGAAGACACAAGCACCGACGAAGAAUUGAAGGGUUCACCAGACGAGAGGGGCUUUCCUUGAGCUUAAUUAUUACCAUUAUGUUUUUUCGUUAGUUUUUUUUUCCUCAUGUUUCUUUGUGACUCGGGGAAGUUUUUUCUCGGCAACGCGUGUCGCUCAUCUUUUUCAUUUUGAUGGACGAGCUCAUUUUGUAUGAUACUACAUUUUUGGCACCUCUCUCGGUGGGCUUAUUUUGUCUCUCUCCCUUUUUCUCCAAAUUUCCUAAUAAAGUUAAGUUUUCGCAGCAUGGGCUGCUGUA
Messenger RNA from Dermacentor andersoni, 9059 nucleotides. RefSeq lists its product as uncharacterized. The record is from RefSeq and is a predicted model, not a curated record. NCBI's taxonomy places the organism in Eukaryota, Metazoa, Arthropoda, Arachnida, Ixodida, Ixodidae.